AUGGAUCAUCUAAAUUCCAGCGAGCUCCUGAAAAGAGCAAAGCAUCUAGUCUGGAUUGAAGCAAUUUUCCUUGCUAUCGUCAAUAUAAUGGCCAUCUCCGGAAACAUUUCUGUUUGCUACGCCGUGUAUAGAAACCAGAGACUUCGUUCGGUUUCCAAUAUGUUUAUUGUAGCGCUAGCUGUCAGUGAUUUACUAAUAUCUGUCAGCUGUAUGCCUCUGUCAGUUGCUACUGUCGUUCAAAGUCGAUGGGUAUUCGGGACUACUGUUUGUCAACUGCAGGGUUUUGCAGUUUUUACGUUUGGAAUGUCUUCUCUAAAUACUAUGGGGAUUAUUGCAAUCAGCCGAUAUUUUUGCGUAGUGAAACCAACGAGGUACAUUGUUUUAUUCAGAAAACAAAGAAUUUUGAUGUACACUGCGGCAGUAUGGUGUAUGGCUCUCAUUGGUUCAGUGCCUCCGCUAAUUUUUCAGACAGGCGGAUACACUUUCCAACCAGGAAAAGCAAUGUGCAUGUACCCAUUCCAAAGUAACAUUGCUUAUACCGUCUUCAUCGAAUGUGUGUUUGUCGCUACGCCCUUUACACUCAUCACUUUCUGCUACGCCAAAGUGUUCUACACAGUGUCAAGAUCAAAUCGUGUUUUCACGCAAGAAAAUAACCCUGAACAGCUCAGAGCAAACGUCGAAGAAGCCAAAGUGACAAAGACGUUAGCUUUGGUCAUGGCCAGUUUCUCCUUAUGUUGGCUUCCUAUCUGUAUUAUGGAUUACAUCGACGCAGCACGUGGAGAGCCCACUUUGCCACGACAAAUAUAUCUUACAUACGGGUUUCUGGCCUACCUAAGUAGUACAAUCAACCCCUUUAUAUAUGGCGCUACCAACAGGCGCUUCAGACGAGAGUACAAAACCAUUUUAAAAAAGAUAAGUUUGAUCUUUACUUGUGGUCGUUGCAGUUGUAGACAGAACCGAACGUCCGAUAAUCCACCGAACUUAGCGGUGACCGAGCUUUAA
Molecule: messenger RNA, 1002 nt
Organism: Porites evermanni
Lineage: Eukaryota; Metazoa; Cnidaria; Anthozoa; Scleractinia; Poritidae
Source: the annotation of a GenBank genome assembly